AUGGAGGAACUGAAUGACUUGCCCACGCCUCAUCCCCCGGGGAUCCCGCUUCUUAGAGGUACCAGAAAUAAGGGACCUCGGCCAUCUGCUGUGAGGGACCUGGAGGGAGCCUGCCUGUUCCAGCGGCGGGCACCCAUGAACAUCAAGGGCCCAACAAAGUUGGUCGUGGGCAGAGUGAGGUUCUUUGGUCAACACCGCGGGGAGGUCAACUGCUCCGCUUUUUCUCCUGAUGGCAAGACCCUGCUCACAGCCUCUGAUGAUGGUUGUGUGUAUGUUUGGCAGACGAAGAGUAGGCGACUGCUGUGGAGACUGGCAGGCCACAGAGGCCCAGUGAAGUUCUGUCGCUUCUCUCCUGAUGGCCGCCUUGUUGCCAGCUCCUCCUUUGACCGCACCAUCCGCCUGUGGGACGUGGCAAGAUCCAAGUGUCUACAUGUGCUGAAAGGUCACCAGCGGAGCGUGGAGACAGUCAGCUUCAGCCCUGACUCAAAGCAGCUGGCAUCGGGUGGCUGGGACAAGAAGGUGAUUCUCUGGGAGGUGAAGUCUGGCCACAGUGUGCGCCUCUUGGCCGGGCAUCGUGAUUCCGUACAGAGCAGCGACUUCUCCCCUACUGCAGACUCUUUGGCCACUGGUUCCUGGGACUCAACUAUGCACAUCUGGGACCUGCGGGUGGGAAGUCCCAUUGUCUCUUACAAGGAGUUGGACGGCCACAAAGGCAACAUCAGCUGCCUGUGCUACUCAGCAUCUGGCCUCUUGGCAUCUGGCUCCUGGGACAAGACCAUCCGCAUCUGGAGGCCCACAACCAGCAGCCUGCUUUUCCAGCUCAAGGGCCAUACCACCUGGGUGAAGAGUCUAGCCUUUUCUCCUGAUGAGCUAAGGCUGGCCAGUGGCGGUUACUCCCGCACAGUCAAAGUCUGGGACUGCAACACAGGAGAAUGCCUGGAGACCCUAAAGGGCUUGAUGGAUGUGGCCCACGCCUGUGUUUUCACCCCAGAUGGCAAACUCUUAGUGUCAGGGGCUGCUGAUGCGACAAGAUGACAAGUCUCCUGCUCAAAGUCUCAAGAUGCUCUUCCCUGUAGCUUACCACAGGCCUAGAGUAACAAGAAAGCAGCCACUGAUCUCUACUAGAGGGACUACCCUAUCCUGCCCCAUGACA
Messenger RNA from Acomys russatus (golden spiny mouse), 1153 nucleotides. It is a transcript of the gene Wdr38, whose product is annotated as WD repeat domain 38. The coding region runs from base 1 to 1035 and encodes 344 amino acids. NCBI's taxonomy places the organism in Eukaryota, Metazoa, Chordata, Mammalia, Rodentia, Muridae. The record is from RefSeq and is a predicted model, not a curated record. Gene Ontology annotation, molecular function: protein binding. The transcript is spliced from 10 exons.